AUUUACUGUUAGACCAAGUUAUAGACAGCUUUCGUGCACCCAAAGUUUUAAAAUUUUCUCAGUGGCACAAGAAAGCACAACUUCAUAUUUUUUUCUGUGUUUUGAGACCAAGGUCUCUCCUAGAAAAAAUCUGGUUUCCUCCUUGGCUUUCCUCCCUCUUUUUUUUAUUGCUUUUCAAGGGGUCACCACCCCACCUUUUCCCUACUUUUUAACCUGUUGAAAGGCCUAUAUAAGGAGGGGUUCUGUGUAAAGAAGGAUUCGAAGGAAGUAAAGGGUUUCAAGAGCAGCCUUCAGAGAGCCUUUUUUGCUCCAAGGCAAGGAAGGAAUCCAUAGUUUUACAAGGAAGCUUCCUGCACUUUCUAGGAAAGCCUAUAUCCAGGGUUGUAUAUAAAUCUGUCUCAGAUUUUUUUCAGAAGCCCAUCUGCUGCUGCUGAUUCUUCUCUCACCCAUCAUCUCUUUUAAACUCUCCUUCACAACCUGCUCAUCAGUAACAGCCAUUCUCAAGUCCCAACCUAUUGGUUCCCAAAAAUCCAUCAAAGUAAUCAAGAUAUCUGGAGUAUCUUUUAUCCCUUUUAACCUAUCUAUCAUCCUUUCUUCUGCAUUUUCUUCAUGUUCAAUUAAAACUAAAGGAGUCCAUUAAGGUCCUUUUCUGCAUUUCUGUUGAACUACUUGACUUGGGUUUUCUUUCCGUCUAUCUAAAUCCAUCAAAUCUCGGGUUUAUCCCGAAGCUUCUGUCUUAAACAUGGGAGUUGGAGGCACUUUGGAAUAUUUCUCUGGUUUAAUGAGCAGUGGCCAUAAACACAAGAAAAAGAAGCAGUUGCAGACUGUGGAGCUUAAGGUCAGGAUGGACUGUGAGGGUUGUGAACUCAAAGUCAGAAAAGCCCUCUCUUCACUGAAAGGGGUUAAGUCUGUGGAUAUGAACAUGAAACAGCAGAAGGUGACUGUAACUGGUUAUGUGGAUGAAAAGAAAGUAUUGAAGAAGGCUCAGUCGACAGGAAAAAAGGCUGAGAUUUGGCCUUAUGUUCCUUACAACCUUGUCGCUCAUCCUUACACUGCUCAGGCUUAUGACAAGAAGGCACCUCCUGGCUAUGUCAGGAAUGUUGAGACCAUUACUGCUACAGCUACCGUUCACACACAAGAAGAGAGGUACACCUCAAUGUUUAGUGAUGAAAACCCAAAUGCUUGCUCUAUCAUGUAGAUGCAGCAGAGAAAAGAAAAGAAAUAGAGAGGUUGAGGUUGCUCUACCACAUCUGAACUCUGAAGCAUUUCCCUACCCAUCACUGUAAAAAUCCAACCUGAGCUUUUCUUCAUGGAGUUGUAUGAGAAUAUUAACUAGAGUGAUAAGGGAGGGGCCUUGGUGUUGUUGAGUGGGGUCUCUGGAGCGCCUGUCGUGGACCUGGUUGGUGCUCUAGAAAGCUCCUUGGUAUAGAGAAAAUAGUGUAUAUAGGUUGUUAUUUGUUAAGAGACAGCUGCCAUCUCUGCUUUUACGUUCCUACUUUCUUUUUUUCCACUGGUGAUUGUCCUCUUCUCAUGCAUGAUGUUAUAAUAUCUCUUUUCUGUUUGGUGGGGAUUCUCUUGUCUA
Nelumbo nucifera (sacred lotus) is the source of this 1582-nucleotide messenger RNA. Its product is annotated as heavy metal-associated isoprenylated plant protein 23. Lineage: Eukaryota; Viridiplantae; Streptophyta; Magnoliopsida; Proteales; Nelumbonaceae. Gene Ontology annotation, molecular function: metal ion binding. The record is from RefSeq and is a predicted model, not a curated record.